Episyrphus balteatus (marmalade hoverfly) is the source of this 1707-nucleotide messenger RNA. RefSeq names its product protein HEXIM1 (gene Hexim). The record is from RefSeq and is a predicted model, not a curated record. Gene Ontology annotation, cellular component: cytoplasm; nucleoplasm; nucleus. The transcript has 2 exons. Gene Ontology annotation, molecular function: cyclin-dependent protein serine/threonine kinase inhibitor activity; 7SK snRNA binding. Gene Ontology annotation, biological process: negative regulation of cyclin-dependent protein serine/threonine kinase activity; negative regulation of transcription by RNA polymerase II. NCBI's taxonomy places the organism in Eukaryota, Metazoa, Arthropoda, Insecta, Diptera, Syrphidae. The coding region runs from base 242 to 1462 and encodes 406 amino acids.
CAUCAAAGAACGAACGACGAAGACGACCAACCUGGUUGUGUUGGACGAACGACUGAAACAAUAUUCACUUAUUGGAAAAUGGUGAUAGAAGUUGUUGUAUCGUUUACAUUUUGUGCUAUAAAUUUUCAUCAAAAACUACGAUUAAAUUUCCAAAAUUAAUUUGAAAAUUACAUCAAAGUGGAUUAAAAAGAGUGUUAAAAAUUGAUUUAACAAUAAUUUGUUGCAAAAUAUUAACGCUAAAAUGAAUGAAAUGGACAUUUUGUGUGGCGAGAAAAUAAUUCCCCCUCAUACGCAGCAAUCGCAAAUGGCGACUGAAUUCACGUCGCCCGCUACCAAAGAAAAUACAGGUUCUAAACUCACGUCAGAGUCGGCCAUUGUUGAUGUGACACUCCCAACAGAUGGCGCCACAAAUACUUCCGUCGACCAUGUUGGCAGUUUAUGCCCAAAUAAUUCAAAUAAUUUAAUUGGUCAAAAUACUGCUAAUAUUGGUGGUGGUAAUAAUCCAUCAUCGAAAAAUAAGCGAAAACAUCGCAGAGGCAAACCAAAGACCAAAAAUACCAAUAAACCCUAUAAAAAGACUAAUUGGAAAUUCCAAGUUCCGCCAUAUGGUCGAAGUCAAAGUGGUAGUGGUUAUGGUCGUGGGGGUACUUUAGCUGGUGGUAGUUCAUCAUCAGUGUCCAUAGGUGGACGACGUCUUAAAUUGAAUCGUAGUCGUUCAUUGGUGCCAUACAAUACCAAUAAGUUUUUGAUGGAGGAACAUUUAGCAGAGGUGCCAUCUGCAUUAUUAACACCAUCUGGUAGGACUAGAGAUUCUAGUUUUUCUGUUGAUUCCGAAGAUAACUACUUCUAUUCUUUACCCGAAGAUGAGGAAGAAUUUCUUACCAAGGAAUUUGCAAAUGUAUACGAAAAGGCUAGAGUGGAACGUUUGGAAACCUUAUCCAAGCAACAGCUGAUUGAAGAGUGUCUAUCGAUUGAGGAUAGAUAUUCGGAACAAGGUGCACAAAGACAACAGCAGAUAAAUGCACAGAGAUUAUCGGCAGAGUAUUCGAUGAGAAUAAGAUCGUUAGAGGAGAAAGUUCGUGAUUUAACUAAAGAGAACGCUGAUUUACGCCGACAGUUGGCUACAACUCAACGCCCAACACCAAUGGAUUCAUCCAGUGAAGAUAGUGAAAGUGAUAGCUCGAGCAGCAGCAGCAAAAGCUCAUCGUCAUCAAAGAGCUCACUGAGUACAUACAGUUCACCGGGUGAAUUAAAAAAUGAUGUUCAAAUGGCUGAUGCAUCACUCAGUGCCGAAGAACAGCAAGAAGUUGCAAAUGGAAUUUCCAAUUGCAAUGGCUAUCAUUCAGCAAGCAGUAAUACUCCACCAUCUUCACCCUCAAGGCCAUCAUCGCCGAUUUCCCCGCAACAAUUAAGAAGACAAAAUGAAGCGUCAGCUCCACAAUCGUCAAAUGCUAAUCCAUAAAGUCGUUUUUAAGAUUUCCAAAACACACAAAAAAGCAUUUGAAAAACAAAAAACAAAAAGAAAAGAAUUCUGAAGUAUAUAAAUAUUGCAUAUUGCUAAAAAAAAAAUGUUUUAGAUUAAAAAAAAAUUGUUUUUAAAAUUAAUGUUUAUUUUUUUCUUUUUAUUAAUUCUACCAUAAGCAUAUUAUUGUAUUUAUAAAUAAUUUUAACAAAAAAUAAAUAUAAUUAAAAAAGAUGUACAUUUAA